AUGGCAGUCGAAUACGGCAAGAAAACCAACGCUGAGUUGAUUGAGAUUCUCAAGUCUCGUGGCCUCAGUCAUACGGGAAAGAAGGCGGACAUGGUCGCGCGGCUGCAAGAGGCGGAUAAGGCAGCAGCAGCAGCUCCAGCGCCUGCGCCUGCAGCCGAAGACGUUAUUGAUUGGGACGACGAUGCGGCAGAGGCAACGCCAGCAGCUACGAAGGAGGCCCCGGCGGCCCCAGCUGCUGCGCCAGAGCAAAAGCUGGCCGCCGAGCCAUCGGCCACGCAGAAUGUGAAUGCUGCGAAGCCGGAUGACAAGGGCGAAGGUGCGACUGUGGCUGCUGAGGCUGGCGCUACAGAAUCGAAGGCCACGAAGGAACAAGUGACGAAUGGCACCGACAAGAAGGCAGCGACGGAAGAGAAAGCCGCGGAGAAGCCUGCUGUUGACUAUAGCAGAGGACUUGCAACCACGGAUCCCGACGCCGAACUUGCGAAACGUAAAGCCCGUGCCGCCAAGUUUGGAAUUGCUGAUGAACCUGCAACGACUGAGGCGCAAAAGGCGAUUGCAAGGGCCAAGAGGUUUGGCACGGCGGAUGAUGAGGCUCCUAAGGUGAAAGGGCUGGACGAAGCUUUACCUACAAGGAAGAGAGGACGGGGCGAUGACGGAGACAGCGGACGGGGAAAGCGUAGAAACUUCCCCGGUCGAGGUAGAGGGAGAGGACCACGCAGAGGCCGCAACGAAGGCAACAGAAACGGCGGCAGUAAAGACAAGGUCAGCGAGGCUGACCGUAUCGCAAUGGAGAAGAGAAAAGAGCGCUUUGCGGCCAAGUAG
This is a messenger RNA of Microsporum canis CBS 113480, 822 nucleotides long. RefSeq lists its product as hypothetical. NCBI's taxonomy places the organism in Eukaryota, Fungi, Ascomycota, Eurotiomycetes, Onygenales, Arthrodermataceae. The record is from RefSeq and is a predicted model, not a curated record. The coding region runs from base 1 to 822 and encodes 273 amino acids. The transcript has a single exon. Gene Ontology annotation, cellular component: nucleus. Gene Ontology annotation, biological process: poly(A)+ mRNA export from nucleus.